AUGGCUUUUCCUAGUCAUGUGCUAUAAAAACAACUACUUAAUAUCAAUAUGAGGGUGUUUUUUUCUUCUCUCAAAUGAUUCUCUAAUGGUGCUAGCGGUUUUUUUUUUUCUUGCAUGUGAUGCUGCUCUCUCAAGCAAGAAAAGCUCAAUCAUUGAUAUUCGAUCGUCAUUAUUACCAUUGCCAUCAUGAACUCGUUAGCUAGCCCCGUAACUCUUGUCUGAUUCUUGAAGAAUGUGCCUGAUUCUUCUUCUCUCUUCUCCUUUGCUUCUUUUUCAAUGCUCCAGGGAUUAACUGCCAAGUUCUUAUAUUUGAUCAUUUCUGGAUCCUUUGCCGGGUUUCUUUUGAUCUGGGCUCUGGCUUCUCUCAAAAUGAGGCCAUAAUUAGCAGAAAAGUUAAAGAAUCCCACUUUUACUGCGAAUUUGGUUGAAUUGUUGGGAUUUUGAGGCAGCUGGGAAAUGGGCAAGAAAAAGAACCCCUUGUUCAUUUUCUUGCUGGGGGCAAUUUUCUCAUCCAUCCUUGCUGAACCAGUUAAAGAUAAACAAGCAUUACUAGAUUUCCUUGACCAUAUUCAUCACUCACGAUCUCUCAACUGGAGCAAGGAAACCUCUAUAUGCAACAGCUGGAUAGGAGUGACAUGCAACAGCGAUCGUUCCAGAGUUAUUGCCCUGCGAUUGCCUGGUAUGGCACUUCGUGGCCCUAUUCCAGCUAACACUCUAAGUCGUUUAUCUGCUGUUGAGAUUUUAAGUCUUAGAUCCAAUGCUAUUUCGGGUUCAUUCCCUUCUGAUUUUGCUGAACUCAAGAACCUGACCAACCUUUAUCUUCAGUUCAACAAGUUUUCUGGCCCAUUGCCUGAUUUCUCUGUUUGGAACAAUCUUACAAUCGUUAGUCUUUCAAACAAUGGCUUCAAUGGAAGCAUUCCUCCUUCAGUUUCAAAGUUGACACACCUCACAGCUUUGAAUCUUUCUAAUAACUCACUUUCAGGUGAUAUUCCUGAUCUAAAUAUCCCUAGUUUGCAACAGCUUGAUUUAGCCAACAACAAUCUCACAGGAAUUGUUCCUAAGUCCCUUGAAAGAUUUCCAAGUUGGGCAUUUUCUGGUAAUAAUCUUUCAUCGGAAAAUGCCCUUCCUCCUGCUCUUCCAGGCCAGCCACCUAAUGCUCAACCUUCAAAGAAAGCCAAAAAGCUGGAUGAACCUGCACUCUUGGGGAUCGUAAUUGGUGGCUGCGUGCUGCUAUUUGUCCUAGUUGCCCUUUUGAUGAUCAGUUGUCACUCAAAGCGACAAAAGGAACAAGAAUUCCGUGCAAAGUCCCCAAAAAAAGAAGUCUCUUCGAAGAAAACGGCUUCUGAGAAUCAUGAUAAGGACAAUAGGCUUGUCUUCUUUGAGGGUUUUAAUCUUGCAUUUGACUUGGAGGACUUGUUGAGAGCAUCUGCAGAGGUGCUUGGGAAGGGUACAUUUGGAGUAACAUACAAAGCAGCCUUGGAGGAUGGAACCACUCUGGCAGUGAAGAGGUUGAAGGAGGUAACCUCAGCAAAACGGGAGUUUGAGCAACAGAUGGAGGUGGUUGGGCGUAUCAGGCAUGAGAAUGUGUCUGCGCUUAGGGCAUAUUAUUAUUCAAAGGAUGAGAAGCUUAUGGUUCAUGAUUACUACGAUCUGGGAAGCGUGUCUGCUCUGCUACAUGGUAAAAGAGGUGAAGGCCGGACAACUCUGGACUGGGAAACUAGACUUAAAAUUGCAAUUGGUGCUGCAAGAGGCAUUGCUCAUAUCCACUCACAAAACAGUGGAAAACUUGUUCAUGGAAACGUCAAAGCUUCAAACAUUUUCCUAAACUCUGAAGGAUAUGGUUGUGUCUCAGAUAUUGGUUUGGCAGCAGUGAUGAGCCCAAUGCCUCCACCUGUAAUGCGGGCUGCAGGUUAUCGUGCACCAGAAGUAACAGACACUAGGAAAGCAACUCAAGCAUCUGAUGUAUACAGUUUUGGGGUCUUAUUGCUUGAGCUCUUAACUGGAAAAUCACCAACACAUGCCAACGGUGGUGAUGAGAUUGUUCACUUGGUGAGGUGGGUGCAUUCUGUAGUUAGAGAAGAGUGGACUGCAGAAGUGUUUGAUGUAGAACUUUUACGGUAUCCUAAUAUAGAGGAAGAAAUGGUGGAGAUGCUACAAAUUGGGAUGAGUUGUGUGGUGAGAAUGCCAGAGCAGAGACCAAAAAUGUCUGACCUAGUGAAAAUGGUGGAGGAAAUUCGGCGAGCAAACACAGGGAACCAACAAUCCUCUGAAACUAAAUCAGAAACUGCAGCUUCAACCCCAAUCCCACAUGCAGCCGAAAUAGGUCCCUCUUCAUCUGUUCCACAGUAAGAUUCUUUUGUUUUAUGAAUUAGUAGUUUUAUAAAAUUUUAGAAUUCAUUAUGGAACAGGCAAAAGGGUUUUUGAUUACUUAAGUUGUUUAUGUAUCCUAUACUUCUAUGAUAAAAUAUGGUUACAAGAUUAGUUUAGCUACCCUGAUGUAGCUAUGAUCAGAGUCAAUCCUUGGUUAUUGUGUCAUUGAAACAGCCAGGAAUUAAUUGUUAAAUCAUGUGGACUUUAAUGGUUUUGCUCGAUGAAGUCUCUUUGAUUUCUUUAUCUAUGGUUGGGUAAGGGUGCCCGGUGCAUAUGCAUGCGCAUCAAAAUGGACAGUGAAUAAUCGUGGUAUCUGGUUCCACUUUGUCCUCUUAUAGUCCAAAACCUACCAUCAUCAAUGGUUUCAUUUCAUUAUCCCAUUCGAUUCAACUGAAAAUGGUCAUAAGCUGAGCAGGGAAAUGAACAGGAACUUUUUCAACAAUCUCAUCAGUUAACAGGAAGCUCCAAUUUAAAAGGGUGUUAGUGGUUUUGUACCUUUGAUGAGCGCACUGCCAAGGUUUUUUAUGCAGCAUUUGAUCCUGUGGGCAAUCCUUAAGAAAAGUUAGGAUUUCUUUUUCUUUUUCCUCAUCUAAUCAUCAAUAACUAGGCUUGAAACAAGGGCAAUAUUUUGUCUCUGGCUUCAAAUAUUUAAUUGAGCCAAUG
Molecule: messenger RNA, 3033 nt
Organism: Durio zibethinus
Lineage: Eukaryota; Viridiplantae; Streptophyta; Magnoliopsida; Malvales; Malvaceae
Product: putative inactive receptor kinase At4g23740
Biological process (GO): protein phosphorylation
Molecular function (GO): ATP binding; protein binding; protein kinase activity
Source: RefSeq, a predicted model, not a curated record